Pneumocystis jirovecii RU7 is the source of this 2217-nucleotide messenger RNA. Its product is annotated as pheromone-regulated protein PRM1. The transcript has 5 exons. Gene Ontology annotation, cellular component: mating projection tip. The coding region runs from base 1 to 2217 and encodes 738 amino acids. The record is from RefSeq and is a predicted model, not a curated record. NCBI's taxonomy places the organism in Eukaryota, Fungi, Ascomycota, Pneumocystomycetes, Pneumocystales, Pneumocystaceae.
AUGGGUUCUUGUCAAAAUCGAUUACAGUAUCCGCCACAUGUUUUUCCUAAGGCACCAUCACGUUUUUAUAAUGAAAAGUAUAAUUAUACAUGGGAAAAAAAUCCCAAUGAUUUUACAAAUUACCAAAGAUCUCAGAUGAAUUAUGCUCCACCAGAUAGGAAUGUGCCUUAUUUGUUGUUGCCUGCUAGAUUGUCAUUGGUUUGGGUAAAUAAAUGGACAAUUGUACUUAUUCUUAUUUUUAUUCGGCUUUUUUUCUUUAUGCUUUCUUUUAAAAAAGAUAUAAAUGUUGUUCGGGAUAGAAUGGAAGAUGGAUAUGCUCUUAUUCAGUAUUCGGCAAGCACAUUAGCUACUAUGCCACGCUUAAUGGCAAUAGGAACUAAUAAAAUUAUUGCACAUAGUGUUGAAAAUAGUGUUCAGGCUUUGAACAAAGUCUUGUUGCUUACUUUGGUUGGUUUAGAAAAUAUCGUUUUGUUUUUUAUUGAAAUGGUAACACAUACUUGGACUUGUCUUUUAGAAUUAUCUAUCAAAGGGGGUAUAAAUAUUGUAGCAGAUGUUGUAGAAAAAGUUACAAAGUUUGUAAAUUUUGCGCUUCAGUCUAUUGAGAAAGAUGUUGUUUCUGGUAUUCAAGAAGUUAAUAAAGGGCUUUCAUCUAUCCUGGUUACUAUUGAAAAAACCCUUAAGGUUCUAGGGAAAAGUGUCAAUUUGCCACCUCUUACUAUAUCUUCUGUAAAUAAAUUUGCUAAUGUUACUAUUCCAGAAAAUUAUGAUGAUGAGUUAAGGAAACUUCAACAUAAAAUAUCUCUGGACCCUGUAAAGAGUAUUACAAAAGAAACAAUAAUAUUUCCUUUUUUCCAGUUAAGAAAACUUAUUAAUAACACAUUGUCAAAUUAUUCUUUUAAUAUUUCUCUUUUACCUGUGCCUCUUGAAAAUAAUGUUUUAGGAUAUUAUAAUAAUAAGGACAUUGAAAUUUCUCUUAAAAAGCUUGUCAAUAGUUUUUAUAGUGCUAUUCAUUUUAUGUUGAUUGUUAUAAUAAUAUUGGCUAUAUUGGCUAUAAUUCCUUUUGCUCUGAAAGAAUGGUGGGAUUGGAAAAAAUUACAGUCAAAAGCAGCUAUGGUUUGGUCUAUUUUUUCUAUUAACAAAACAUUUGACCCUACUGAAUUUAUUCUUACUGUUACUUCUCCAUUGUCAACGUUGGUGGGUAUUAAAUUUUCACAAAAUUUCAAAGAUCGACAUCAUAAGGUUUUAACACGUUGGUUUUUGUCAUAUAUUUUUCAUCCAUCGUCUUUAUUUGUGUUGGGUCUUGGAAUUUUAGGAAUUAUAAGUUGUGGACUUCAAAUUGCUCUUUUAAUGAUAAUAAAAAAAAAUGCACCUACUUCUUUAUCAGAAGUAGGUAUGACCUCAUUAGUUGUUGGAAAUUUUCAAGAAAUUUCUUCUAAAUGGUCAAGUGAUGUAAAUGAUGUUUUGAAUCAAACAAGCGCUGAUAUGAAUAAUCUUCUUUUUGGAUGGGUUUAUCAGAGUACUCAAUAUAUAAAUAAUACAUUGAAUGUUUUUGUUGAUACUACAGAAAGUAGUCUUAAGAAAACUUUUGGGGGAACAAUUUUAUAUCAACCUAUUCUUGAUGUGCUAAACUGUAUGUUUUUGAUAAAAAUUAAAGGAAUCGAAAAAGGAUUAACAUGGAUGCAUCAAAAUACUCGUAUAUCGUUUCCUUAUGUUCCAGAUAAUAUAUUAACUUCUGUUGAAAAUUCUACAUCACACACUGCUUUUAUAAAUACAUCUAGAGACCUAAGUAGAAGGUUUUAUUUACUUUUGAAUACUUUAAUUGAUGGAUACGAAAAAUCUAUUGUUUUUGAAGCCAAAAUAUCUUUUGCACUGGUAUGCGCUUGGAUUUUAAUAUUUAUUAUGGGCUUGUUUAGAGUUGCAUUUGCCCGGAGACCUAAUAUAAGAGGAAUGGGUGGAGGAACACAUGCACAUUUGCCAUCAAAAGGUUGUUCGCGUCCUGUUUAUAAAGAAGAGGUUUUGUAUGAUUAUUUGCCACCUAGGAAUAAGCAAUACAGUACAAAUACCGAAAAAAAAACUCAAGAGUUACCUUCUGACUUUACUAAAACACCUUUUGUAGUUGAUGAUUAUAUUUUACCUUUACCCGAAUCUACACUUUCAGAUCAAGUUGAGCAAUGUAAAACAAAUGAUGGUAAUAUGAAGAAAUGUUAUGGAGAAUAG